AUGUGCGUGGGGUUCAGGAUCAUCUGCCGGCCCGCGCCACUGCCGACCGCUCACCGCCACACGACGGCACACGCAAACUUACCGACUGCACUCACGUUCAUCACUGCCACCGCCACAACGCACCGCUGCCACACCCACUUCAGGCUGUGCCUGUUCUUGGAGUCAAACGACGAGACGCAGUGCCGAUUCGCUGUGAAGAACGACGACAAGCCUGUAAACCAGCAGCUGGCGAGCGUGCAGCGGCAAGGGUAUGUCGAAUACAAGGCCCGAUAUUGCAAGAAGCGUGGACAGCAGGCCGGAUAUGGCUACUUCCACUUGGCAUUCCGCCCCCUGAACACCGUGAUAUACCCGCUGCAACGCCUGCGCAGCGAGUGGACACAGCACGUGGCGCAGCCGGAGGAGGACGCCGUGUUGUACAGCAGUCAGGUGGACGUGCACAGCCUUGAACGCGUCAUCAUCACCGUGCGUCUUUACCAAUCCUUUCGUGGACACUUUCCCACGCGCUCCUACCACUUUGAUGAGUGCGAGGUGUACCAGAGUAUGUACGUGAAGGAGUGGCAGGACGCAACACGCAUGGUGCGCAACAUCGUACCCGGCGUUGCCGUGGAGACAGACUUGGAGGGCGCCUACAUUCAAUACAUUGUACAUGACGCAAGCACGCUGAGGGGCCUGUGCGGAGACGACGGUCUGAAGUUUCCGUGCCCGAUUCCAGCCCAUCCCGAACGGCUCAAUGACGUUGGGCUGCUGCGCAUGCAAGUUGAAGUGAAGUUUCUGGUGAAGAACGCCACAGAUUCGCCCGACGCGCACUUCAUCAAGCAGGGCGAGGUGCUGAACGCAUGGGUUCGCAUUAAGGUGGUGCAGCAGCUGUCCGGCAAGAAGAAGCGAUACAACAUGAUGCUGCGCGCUCCCGGAGACGACUGGAGCAUGCCGCCACGCCCCCUCGUCCGUCCAGUCACCUUGAACGGUGGACGAAUUCUCCACCACGUGGUGGGAAAGGAGGCGUUGUCAGGGCCAAAUGCGCUCAUGCUGCUGCAGGACAUUGCAUGCAGCAUGGCAGGGGCCAUGCUCUCUGACGACACGGACCCGCCCGCCACCACGUGCAUGCAUGAGGCGUGUCGCACGGGAAACAUGGGUGCCGUGCUCAUGCUGCUGCAGUACAGAUCCACCCUGGUCCACGUUACCGACCAGCACGGCAACACCCCUCUGCACGUCGCGGCGAUGGCUGGCCAGAUUGCGGUGGCCACGCUUCUCUAUGAGGCCGGUGCUCGCUUGCACGUGACAAACAAGCGUGGGCUCACACCCCGCGCGCUGGCCGACGUGCAGGGCUCACAGGCGGCCAUUAGUACGCUCAUCAACUUUGAGGAGCGGGACAAGUCUGGGUGCUCGCUGUUCCGGGCAGCGGCCAUUGGCGCUGGUGCACAGGUCAUUCGGCUACUCAAGGGGCACGCCAACCCCAACGACAUCAAUGCACACGGCCACACCGCCCUGUUCCUCGCCAUCGACCACAACCAGCCCUGGACCGUGCACAUUCUUGUCCGCCGUGGAGCAAGCACACGCAUCUACAACAAGCUUGGACGCAUGGCGAUACACCAGGCAGCAUGGCGUGGUGAUCCAGAGACGCUUGUCAUCCUGUUGCAUGAGGACCCGGCCAGCAUCGACCUGACGGCGCUCGACGGCUCCACCCCACUGCACAUCGCCGCCAAGCGCGGGCACGUGCUGUGCGUGCAAAUUUUGAUGUCGUGUGGUGCUGAUCUCACUCGCCACAACGCUGACAAGAAGACAGCACUCGACAUUGCCAGAGAACACAACAACGCAGACGUGCAGCUGCUGCUGCUGAAGCGAGGCGUGACCGAGGAAUCAGAGACAAGGGGGCUGCUCUCCCGUGCACGUGAGGGCGGUAGUUUGCAAAUUGCAGCGAAGAAAGGCGAUCUUGCUCUCACGUGCAAGCUUCUCGCCUCAGGCGCAAUGAUUGAGCAGCGGGAUGCGGAUGGCAACACAGCAUUGCACCUUGCUGCUCGUCACGGGCGCUUUCUUGUUGUUGACGAGCUCCUCGCUGCUCUUCAGAGGCAGGGCGACACGACAGCUAGAGAUGUAGCACGCAUGCGUAUUGCUGAUGGGCGUGAUGCCUUGCAUCUGGCCUGCUGUAAGGACUCAAUCUCAAGCGCUAUUGUGCUCGUGUCCCGCAAGAUGUGCGAUGUGCGUGCGCGAACGAUCGCUGGCAAUACUGCCCUGCACACGGCCGCGGAGAAUGGACAGAUGUUCGUCGCCGCCUUUCUUCGGCUCAGUGGAAUCAAUCCGUCCACCCAGAACAACGCCGGCCACACCCCUCUCAAGCUGGCACUUGACCACUGCAAUGUUGCCACUGCCAGCGUGCUUCGGUUGACGGAUUCGCAGCUGCAUGCAUUGAGCGAGCACCUUCGCCGCCCUCCGAUUGUCGGUCACCGCUCAGGGCCAUCUCAAUCCUCACAUGGUCGGGCUGGUGGUGGUGGGAUGUAUGCUCCAAUGGCCACGGGUCAUGUUCCUGACUUUAUUCAUCUUGACGCCCUGGGCCAGAUCUUGUCGCGGCUGUGGCACUGCACGCUCGAGGCAUGUCGUGUCCUUCGCACCUUCCGCACAGAGAACUCUUGA
Molecule: messenger RNA, 2628 nt
Organism: Salpingoeca rosetta
Lineage: Eukaryota; Choanoflagellata; Craspedida; Salpingoecidae
Exons: 9
Coding region: 1-2628 (875 amino acids)
Molecular function (GO): protein binding
Source: RefSeq, a predicted model, not a curated record